GACGGGACACGGGACGGGGACGGGACACGGGGGACGCGGGGACGCGGCGGGGGGCGAAGGGGGGGGCGGGGGCCGCCCGACAUUUCCUUCCCGCCUCGGCCAGGCGCCGCCAUCUUGUCCGCGCCCCGAGGAGGAGGAGGAGGAGGAAGAGGAGGAGGAAGAUCCGGGGACCGGGCGGCGCCAUCUUGGGAACCUCCCCCCCUUCGCCACCACCAGCCCGGUCCUUGAGCCGAGCAGCGCGCCGCCAUCUUGUGACCCCGCCUUCCCGCAUCCGGGUACCGGCCGCUCCGCCACCUUGGAGCCUUCCCGCUAGAGGAGCCGCACCCCGGAGAGGCAGAGGGGGCGGAUGGCGGCCCCGGCCUCGGGGGGGGGUUCCCCUCCGCGGGGCGCCCCGGCCCCCCCGGCGCUGCAGCCGCGCUGGAAGCGGGUGGUGGGCUGGUCGGGCCCCGUCCCCCGUCCCCGGCACGGCCACCGCGCCGUGGCCAUCAAGGAGCUGAUCGUCGUCUUCGGCGGCGGUAACGAGGGCAUCGUGGACGAGCUGCACGUCUACAACACCGCCACCAACCAGUGGUUCAUCCCGGCGGUGCGGGGCGACAUCCCCCCCGGCUGCGCCGCGUACGGCUUCGUCUGCGACGGCACGCGCCUGCUGGUCUUCGGCGGCAUGGUGGAGUACGGCAAGUACAGCAACGACCUCUACGAGCUGCAGGCCAGCCGCUGGGAGUGGAAGCGGCUGAAGGCGAAGACCCCCAAAAACGGGCCCCCCCCUUGCCCCCGCCUGGGCCACAGCUUCUCCUUGGUGGGCAACAAGUGUUACCUCUUCGGGGGGCUGGCCAACGACAGCGAGGACCCCAAGAACAACAUCCCCCGGUACCUGAACGAUCUGUACGUCCUGGAGCUGCGGCCGGGCUCGGGGGUGGUGGCCUGGGACAUCCCCAUCACCUACGGGGUGCUGCCCCCGCCCCGCGAGUCCCACACCGCCGUCGUCUACACCGAGCGCGAGAGCCGCAAGUCGCGCCUCGUCAUCUACGGCGGGAUGAGCGGCUGCCGCCUCGGCGACCUCUGGACCCUCGACAUCGAGACGCUGACGUGGAACAAGCCCAGCCUGAGCGGGGUGGCCCCCCUGCCCCGCAGCCUCCACUCCGCCACCACCAUCGGCAACAAGAUGUACGUGUUCGGGGGCUGGGUGCCCCUGGUGAUGGACGACGUGAAGGUGGCCACGCACGAGAAGGAGUGGAAGUGCACCAACACCCUGGCCUGCCUCAACCUGGACUCGAUGGCGUGGGAGCCCAUCCUGAUGGACACGCUGGAGGACAACGUGCCGCGGGCGCGCGCCGGGCACUGCGCCGUCGCCAUCACCACCCGCCUGUACAUCUGGAGCGGGCGGGACGGGUACCGCAAGGCCUGGAACAACCAGGUCUGCUGCAAGGACCUCUGGUACCUCGAAACCGAGCGCCCGCCGGCGCCGGCGCGGGUGCAGCUGGUGCGCGCCAACACGACGUCGCUGGAGGUGAGCUGGGGGCCGGUGCCCACGGCCGACUCGUACCUGCUGCAGCUCCAGAAGUACGAGAUCCCCGCCGCCGCCUCGCCCGCCCCCGCCCCCGUCCCCUCCGUCCCCGCCAACCCCCCCAAGAGCCCCGCGCCCGCCGCCGCCGCCCCCGGCCCCCCCCCGGCCCCCCAAACCCUGGCGCCCGUGGGGCUCACCCUGCUGCCGCCGCCGCCGCCCCCCCCGGCGCCCCCGGCCGCCGCCGCCCCCGCCGCCGCGCUGCAGGUCCUGCCCGCCGCCGCCGCCGCCGCCGCGCCCCCCGCGGCCCCCCUCGGCGGGACCACCGCCCGCGCCCCUGGCGUGCCGGCGGUGCUGAAGGUGACGGGUCCCCCCGCGGCCACGGCCGGGCCCCCCCUGGUGACGGUGCGCUCGGCCGGGCAGCCCGGCAAAGCCCCGGUGACGGUGACGUCCCUGCCCGCCGGCGUGCGCAUGGUGGUGCCCAGCCAGGGCACCCAGGGCACGGUGAUCGGCAGCAGCCCCCAGAUGAGCGGCAUGGCGGCGUUAGCGGCGGCGGCUGCCGCCACGCAAAAGAUCCCCCCGUCCUCCGCGCCCACGGUGCUGAGCGUCCCCGCCGGCGCCACCAUCGUCAAGACGGUCGCCGUCUCUCCCGGCACCACCACGCUGCCGGCCGCCGUCAAGGUGGCCUCCUCCCCUGUCAUGGUGAGCAACCCGGCCACGCGGAUGCUGAAGACGGCGGCGGCCCAGGUGGGCACGGCGGCGGCGGCGGCGGCGGCGGCAGGGGGGGGGGCGGCCCCCGCCAGCAACGCGGCCACGCGCCCCAUCAUCACGGUGCACAAGUCGGGGACGGUGACGGUGGCGCAGCAGGCGCAGGUGAUGACGACCGUGGUGGGCGGCGUCACCAAGACCAUCACCCUGGUCAAGAGCCCCAUCUCCGUCCCGGGGGGCAGCGCCCUGAUCUCUAACCUGGGCAAGGUGAUGUCGGUGGUGCAGACCAAACCCGUGCAGACCUCGGCCGUCACCGGCCAGGCGUCCACCGGCCCCGUCACCCAGAUCAUCCAGACCAAGGGCCCGCUGCCGGCCGGCACCAUCCUGAAGCUGGUGACGUCGGGGGACGGGAAGCCCACCACCAUCCUGACGACGACGCAGGCGGGGGGCGCGGGGGGGGCCAAACCCACCAUCCUGGGCAUCAGCAGCGUCUCGCCCAGCACCACCAAACCCGGCACCACCACCAUCAUCAAAACCAUCCCCAUGUCCGCCAUCAUCACCCAAUCCGGGGCCACCGGCGUCACCAGCAGCCCCGGCAUCAAGUCGCCCAUCACCAUCAUCACCACCAAGGUCAUGACGUCGGGCACCGGCACCCCCGCCAAGAUCAUCACCGCCGUCCCCAAACUGGCCAGCGGCCACGGCCAGCAAGGCGUGACGCAGGUGGUCCUUAAGGGAGCCCCCGGGCAGCCGGGCACCAUCCUGCGCACCGUCCCCAUGGGCGGCGUGCGCCUGGUGACGCCGGUCACCGUCUCUGCCGUCAAGCCCACCGUCACCACGCUGGUGGUCAAAGGCACCACGGGCGUCACCACGUUGGGGACGGUGACGGGGACGGUGUCGACCAGCCUGGCCGGCGCCGGGGGCCACAGCGCCACGGCGUCGUUGGCAACCCCCAUCACCACGCUGGGCACCAUCGCCACGCUCUCCAGCCAGGUCAUCAACCCCGCCGCCAUCACCGUCUCGGCCGCGCAGACCACCAUGACGGCCGCCGGCGGGCUCGGCACCCCCACCAUCACCAUGCAGCCCGUGUCGCAGCCCACGCAGGUGACGCUGAUCACGACGCCCAGCGGGGUGGAGGCGCAGCCGGUCCACGACCUCCCGGUCUCCAUUUUGGCCUCCCCCACCGCCGAACAGCCGGCGGCGACCCCCGGCCCCCUCCCCGAACCCGGCCAGGCCGAGGGGGGGGCCGGCACCGUCACCCUGGUCUGCUCCAACCCCCCGUGCGAGACGCACGAGACCGGCACCACCAACACCCCCACCACCAGCCUGGUGGCCAACGUCGGCGGGGGGCUGCCCGCCGCGCCCCCCCAGCUCCAGCUGCUCUGCGAGGGGCCCGAGCCCGGCGCCGCCGGCAGCGCCGCGGGCGGCGUGGUGCGCGUCUGCUCCAACCCCCCGUGCGAGACGCACGAGACCGGCACCACCAACACCCCCACCGCCGCCGGCGCCCGCCUCUGCGCCGACGCCUCCCGGCCCGCCGCCCCCUGCCCCACGCAGCAGACGGCCGCCACCGGCACCACCAUGACGCCGCGGCUUUGCCGAGAGGCCCCCGCCGCCGAACCCUCCUCCUCCGCCGCGCGGUCCCGCCCCGUCCGGGGCUCGCCGGAACCGGCCGCCGCCGCCGCGUGCCAAACCCAGCGAAGCGACGCCGACCCCGGGGACCGGACGGGGGAGGAAAACCCGCCGCCGUGCCAAACCCCCCGCCCGCCCGACGCCGGGACGGCGACCGCGGCGUCCAGACCCUGCGCCAACCCCCCGUGCGAGACGCACGAGACCGGCACCACCAACACCGCCACCACCACCGUGGCCGCCGGCUCCCGGCCGUGCGAGACCCGCGAGGCGACCAACGCCGCCGCCACGGCGUCGAGACCCUGCGCCAGCGUCGUCAUCGCCGCGGGGUCCCAACCCUGCGCCAACCCCCCGUGCGAGACGCACGAGACCGGCACCACCAACACCGCCACCACCACCGUGGCCGCCGGCUCCAGACCCUGCGACGUCCCCCCCUGCGAGACCCCCGCCGCCGCCGCCGCCAUCAUCGCGGGGGGGUCCCGGCCGUGCGCCAACCCCCCGUGCGAGACGCACGAGACCGGCACCACCAACACCCCCACCACGGCCACCGCCGGCGCGGGCGGGGGGUCGGAGCAGGGUUCCCCCCCCUGCCAAACCCGCCAGACCGCGGCCACCGGCACCACCAUGACGCCGGCCGAGGGGACCCCCCUGGUUCUCCCCGACGUCGUCGUCGUCGUCGCCGGCCCCCGCCCCCCCCUCGGCUGCUCCAACCCCCCGUGCGAGACGCACGAGACCGGCACGACGCCCACGGCCACCACCGUCACCGCCAGCAUGGGCGCCAACCAAGAGCCCCCGCCGGCCGCCAACGGGCAGGGGGGCGACUCGGAGCCCCCCCGGGUGAGGGGGCUGCUGCCACCGCCGCCGCCGCCGCCCCCCCCGGGACCCCCCAGCCCCGCGCUGUCACCACCGUCACGCAGUCGACGCCGGCGCCGGGGCCGGCCGUGCCGCCCCCCCCCGGACCUGGAUUCCGAGGAGGAUCUGCAGAUCGACGAGACCCCCCCCCGCCGUGGGCCCCGCCGCCUCCCCCGGUUCCCCCGAAAACUCCCCCGUGCCAAACCCUGCUCGGACCCCAACCGGGUGCGGGAGCCGGGAGAGGUCGACUUCGAUAUCGAGGAGGAUUACACGACGGAGGAAGAGGAGGGGGGAGCGGGGGGCAGCGCCGCCGGCAUCCUCGACCUGCUGAAGGCCAGUCGGCAAGUGGGGGGCUCGGAGUACCCCCAACUUAGCGAGGCCCCCGCCCCCAGCACCCGCGAAGCCAUCCAAGGGAUGCUCUGCAUGGCCAACCUCCCCGCGGGGACCCCCUUGGGCCCCCCAAAUUGGUGGUCUGGGGGUUCAGGACCGGAUCGGGGGGGGCCCGGAAUAUCGGGGGGACCCCGACGACCCCCCCAAGCCCCCCGAAGUACCGACAGCGAGGACGAAGCCAGCAUGGACGAGCAAGACAGUUUGGGGGCUUGUUUUAAAGACGCCGAAUACAUUUAUCCCUCGCUGGAGUCGGACGAGGACGACCCGGCGUUGAAAUCGCUCCCCAAAAAGAAGAAGGUCACCGACGACGCGCCCUGGAGCCCCAAAGCCCGGGUCACCCCGACUUUGCCGCGGCAGAACCGGCCGGUGCGGGAGGGGACGCGGGUGGCGUCGGUGGAGACGGGGCUGGCGGCCGCCGCCGCCAAGCUGGCCCAGCAGGAGCACCGGAAGCUUCAGCGCCGGAAGGGCCCUGCCAAACGCCGCCCCCCCAGCCCGCCUUCCCCUGAGGAAGAGGAAGCGGAAGAGGAAGAGGAAGAAGACGACAACGACCAACCCCGCCCUCAACCGCAAACCGGGGGGUCGUACCCCGAAACCGAUCCCCCCCCCGCCCCGGAUCUUCCCUACCCCCCGAGUUUGGCCGAUCACGAGUACACGGCUCGACCCGCCGCGGGCACCGUGACGCCGCCGCCGCCGUUGCCGCCAUUGCCGCCGCCAUUUGGAGGGGCCGGAGGGCCCCAACCAGGCCGCUCGCCCACCCCCAUGGCUCCGGGGGUUUUCCUCAGCCACCGCCGCCCCGCCGGGCCGUCCGCCGCCACCCAGGGAAAGCGCCCCAAGAAAGGGCUGGCCACCGCCAAGCAGCGCCUGGGCCGCAUCCUCAAGAUCCAUCGCAACGGGAAGCUGCUGCUCUGAGGGGGAGGGGGCGGGGCCUGGCGUGGGGCACGCCCACUUGGGGGUGGAGCCAGCGGCGGGACACGCCCCCCUUUGCCCCGCCCUUCCCCCCCUUCCGUUUGGGAGGUGUGGUGGGCGUGGCUACCCGUGAGGG
This is a messenger RNA of Grus americana (Whooping crane), 6116 nucleotides long. RefSeq names its product host cell factor C1 (gene HCFC1). Gene Ontology annotation, cellular component: histone methyltransferase complex. Gene Ontology annotation, molecular function: transcription coactivator activity; protein binding. NCBI's taxonomy places the organism in Eukaryota, Metazoa, Chordata, Aves, Gruiformes, Gruidae. Gene Ontology annotation, biological process: chromatin remodeling; regulation of DNA-templated transcription. The record is from RefSeq and is a predicted model, not a curated record.